UUGAUUUUUACAGGUAGUGAAAGUAAAAGGGUCACUUGGGCUGAUCUUACAGUGAAAGUACCAAUUAAAAAGAAAUCAUUCUUGGAAUAUUUUAGCUUUAGUACAAAACCACAAAAAACGAAAACUGUGCUCAGCAAAGUUUCUGGCUACGCAUCACCUGGAACUUUGCUUGCUGUUAUGGGAAGCAGGUAUUUUCUUGUACUCAAAAUAAAUAUCUUUAAAAAUUCACUGUUUUUCACAAGGUAUAAAUAUUUUAAUAGUACUUUUAGUAGAAAUAAUAAUUCCAAUUACAGUGGAACAGGUAAGACAGUUUUAUUGAACGCACUGACAAUGAAUGCGGCAAACGAUUUUAUUGUUGAAGGUAUUUAUGCUACUAAAAUAAAUAAAUAA
Molecule: messenger RNA, 390 nt
Organism: Thelazia callipaeda (thelaziosis nematode)
Lineage: Eukaryota; Metazoa; Nematoda; Chromadorea; Rhabditida; Thelaziidae
Source: the annotation of a GenBank genome assembly